This is a messenger RNA of Thlaspi arvense, 1038 nucleotides long. The record is from the annotation of a GenBank genome assembly. NCBI's taxonomy places the organism in Eukaryota, Viridiplantae, Streptophyta, Magnoliopsida, Brassicales, Brassicaceae.
AUGCAUGUGGAAGGGUUUGCACUUAAUGUCUUUGCAAAGGCAGACAAGCAGGAUCGUGCUGGAAGAGCAGACUUGAGCACUGCCAAAACUUUUUAUGCCGCCAGCAUAUUCUUUGAAAUUCUGGGCCAGUUUGGCCCUGUUCCUCCUGAUAUAGAGCAGAAACAGAAGUAUGCUGCUUGGAAGGCUGCUGACAUAAGGAAAGCCAUUAAAGAAGGGAGGAAGCCCACUCCAGGUGAUCCUGUUGAUGAUGAAACUGAUUCAUCUAUCCCAUCAAGCGGUCCUAGUGGCUCCUUUGAUCUCGGUGCAACUGAUACCAACAUACAAAGUCAUCAUAGAACAGAGUCUGAUCCAUCCCAUGACUCAAAUGAUGACUCUGGUCACCACCAUUUCCCUGAAGUGCCACAACAUCCUCUACCUCCCAGGUUCCAUGACAAUCCUAACAACGAUUAUUCCACAGAUGCCCCACCUCCACCACCGUCUUCUUACCCUUCCAACGAUCUCCUUCCUCCUCCCACUGGACCAUCAGACUCUCCUUACCCGCAUCCUUACAACCAUCAACCAUCAUACCACCAAGAGCCGCCACCACAACACAUGCCGCCGCCACCACAAAACUACCCAACACAUGAGCCUUCUCCAAACUCUCUCCCUAAUUUCCAGUCUUACCCUAGCUUUAGUGAGAGCAGCCUCCCAGCCACUCCUCCCCACUAUCCUUCUCACUACCAAAACCCUGAACCUUACUAUUCUUCUCCACACUCCGCACCUGCUCCUUCUUCAACAAGCUUCGCCUCUGCUCCUCCUCCUCCUUAUUCAUCAUCAAACGGGCGUGUCAACAUUGCUCCCGUGCUAUACCCUGCACCGAGUCCAGCUCAGAAGUACCAUUACGACAGCAGCUACCAGCCAGGUCCAGAGAAGAUUGCAGAGGCACACAAGGCUGCUAGAUUCGCUGUAGGAGCUUUGGCUUUCGAUGAAGUCUCGACUGCUGUAGAACAUCUGAAGAAGUCACUCGAGUUGCUAACAAAUCCAUCGGCCGGUCACUGA